Molecule: messenger RNA, 7500 nt
Organism: Dromaius novaehollandiae (emu)
Lineage: Eukaryota; Metazoa; Chordata; Aves; Casuariiformes; Dromaiidae
Gene: SREK1
Product: splicing regulatory glutamic acid and lysine rich protein 1
Exons: 11
Coding region: 3634-5361 (575 amino acids)
Cellular component (GO): nucleoplasm
Molecular function (GO): RNA binding
Source: RefSeq, a predicted model, not a curated record
UUGGGCAUCUUCCUCACAAGACCUGGCAUUUCAUGCUGGAGUGACUUAAAAGGUUGUUGUCCCUCUAGCUUCUUUCUUCGGAGUGCCACCCCUGAAAUGGAAGUGGUGGACAAGGGGGUCUGUCUGCCCUCAAGCAUCUCCCAGCCAAGUGUAUUAAGAUUGAUUGGUUUCACUUUCACAGCACCAGACUGUGAACUGCAGCUGGGAAGAGCUUUGCUUCAUGAUCUCUCUUGGAUUUAGCUGUGGCGGUUGAAGGGGUGAUUGCCAGUAGCUGUAAUCUCUUUAGUCAUUGCUGCUAAAUCCAAUCAGAAUCAUGAAUUGGAUCACACAGAAAUCAUUUAAUGCCUAAGUGUGCAUUCCACAUUGAUUUAAAGUAAAAGCAACAUAACAAUUCCUAUCAUUACGUUUAGAGUACAUGUGAACAGACUUUUUUUUUUAAUGAACAAACUUAUUUAUUGCUGAAGCAGAUUGUGGGGAGGGGGGUUAAAUAUGUAGUUUCAGUACAAACAAUAGGAAAUUAAUUUAUUUGGAGCACUUGUAGGGGGAUAAAAAUACUGUGUUUAGUACCUGCUUGUCACAGAUACUUUCUCUGUACAGUAUCUAGCAAAAUGGAUUCUGAUAUGGACUAAGCUGACUAGGACUCCUAACCGCUUUAGUAAUACAAAUAAGUAACAAUCAUAACUUACAUUUAGGACAACUGUACAUUGCCUAAGAAGCAUAAGGUGUUUCUAGGCAAUGCAGAAAUAAUCUACGUUUGCUUCCAGAUUCUUUUGCAAGGCAAAAAGUUAUAGAAAUAAAUUAUCAUAGAAUCGUUAGUUUAACUAAAUGCUCAAAAACCUCUAAGAAAUAUUUCUGAGGAUGUGAUAUAUGUGGCAUAUUUAUUUUGUCUGUUUUCCCCUGUUAGAAAAUAAAUAUCUUUGUCAUUUCCAUUCAACUUUUAAAUAACGUGAGUUAAAAAAAGAAGCAGUUAUCCUUAAGCUGCAGUGACCUAAUUUGUUGUGUCAUAACCCACAUGUUCUGUUGUUUAUUUUUGUGAGCUUAUAUUCCUUUUAAAAAGAAGUUUAUGGAGAGUUAUGAGCAGCUUUUAAGUUUUGUAAUAGGUCUUGAGCUUAUUUUGUCUCACAUAUUAAUUUACGGGGUUUUUGAACCUUUAUUUUUCUGUAGAAUUGUUAAAAAGUUUGACCUGGUCUUAAAAACUAGAGGGGAAACUUGUGAAAAGACAGUAUCUCUGAAAAUACAGGCAGCUAUUCAAACAGUUCUGUUUGUAGAAAUAGACCCUUAGAAAUAGACCCUUUUUCAUCCUCGAAUAAACAAACAAGCAAAUCUUUGUGUGUGGCAUGGAAUUGACCAACUAGGUUUGGUUUGUAUUUAAAACAAAAAAAUUACCUAACUGAGAGACCAGAGUAUUCUGGAACUAAUGUUACCAACUCGUAGCUGAAAUAACCGGACGUAUUCAACAAAUUCCUUAAGCAAAAUUUGAGCAAAUAAAUAAUUCCAUUUAUUUCAGUAAGAUGACCCAUAUGCUUAAAGUUUAGGCUUGUAUUUAAGUACCUUUCUGAAUUUGACUCACUGUCUGUUUAGUUAUAUGCCUAACUCUGUUCCUAUUUACAAGGGCAUUUAAGCAUCUCUUAAGUUCAUCUGCUUAAGUGCAUACUGAAUUUUUUGUAAGUGCAUACUUUAAAUUAGGCAUAUACUUAUGUACAUUAUUGAGUAUAUCUAAAUUAUAAUGCAGCUGUACUGUUUUAGGAGCCAUUUCUGUCCUUGGAUUUACUUAAGCAAUGUCUCUUGACCAUGUGGAAUUUUGCGUGAAUAUCCAGUUAAUUGCAAGAUGCAAGAUUCAGGAUAAAGUCUGGUUGCUAAUGGUCUGUUCAUCAAUCAUUGAAAAACAUUUAAGUACUUUGAUUUUCAGAAGAACUCAUAUAUAAUUGUAUGCCUAAUUUGCAUGCACAGUUAUUUUAAUUGUAUAUUCAGAAGCCUGUUUAGCUACACAGUAGGCAGGAUAUGCAGCAAAGUACUUGAUUUCUUGUGAGCAGUCAGGCAAACCCAAUAUACCUGCCAUUGCAUGCCUGACUUCAAAAUGAGACCAGUAAAGAGCUGUAUCAGUGCUGAAUAUUGUGAUGAUGACUCAAAUUCAUGCAUGUUUUUAAGAAAAGCAAUGGAAGAUAUUAUUGCACAGUUAAUUCUUAAGUGCUAAUGAUUUUACUAUUUUUCUCCUUUAGAUAGCAAGUGAUUUGGUUUGUUACAUGUUAAUGACCAAGGUGUCUCAAAACUCAAUGUAAAAUAAAAUAGCUGUCUGUAAAUAGGUGUCAUGAGACAAAAGUUGGUACUGUUACUUUAUCUUUUCUCUUCCACCCCUGUUACAUUUAAAUUAAUUUUCAUUUAUUUUGUCCUUUGGGCUUAUCUAACUGUAAUCCAAUCCCGGGAUGCAGAUCUGUAGAACAGGUUUGCAGCACUUCUUUCGUUGUUUAAGUAGCAUGAUUCCUGUGGGGUUUAGUGGAACUCGUAUAGUUAAAAAUGGACAGUGUUUUGCAGUUUAUCUCAUACUUUGUUUUUUGAUAAAAAUACAGAUACAUUCAUGUUAAAUUCCUGGGGUUAGGGGUUUAUAGUGAAAUCAUAUUAUUUGAAUCAAAACACUAGAAGGCACUGGCUUAGUAUUUGUAGAUACCUUGACUUUUAAAACAAUGUUUAAAUAAAAAGCAUUUUUAUUAGUAAAGUGCAUGAGAUAAUACCAAAAGGCUCAAUUAGAUAGAAUAUAUACAGUUACAUCUGCAGUUUUGAGUAUGUCUUGGAUAUCUAGUAUAAUUAGAAUUUCUUUCUGCAAUUUUUCAGUUCAGUGUUUAGUGUUUGUACCACUUUAAAUCCCAUUGCAUUUGAAAUUUAAUAUGUAUAUUUAUUAAACUUUUUAACUCUUGAAUCACUUAAAUCUUGGAGGGUUUUUUGGUUAAUUUAGCAGUCAAUUGUAACUAACUUUGAAUGAAAACUACAUUUAGUUCAGAUUAGAUACUACUUAAGUUAUGAACAUGACAGGGAGAGUAUAAUGUGAUUGAAAUAGUAGAAAAUGCUUAUUUUAGGAAAAUAUCCCCUGCUUACCUGAUCAGGUAUGAUUUUCUUCUAUCUCAGUAAAUUUACAGCUAAUUUGUCAAAGUUUCAGAUAAACUGAGAUGACCUAGAGUGAAGGACAGUAUGGGUCUAAACUUUUUUGCCCUUCCCCCCCCUCCCCAAGUUCACUCGUAGUAUGGAUUGUGUGGAGUCACAGUAGCUUUUAUUUUAUUUUUAUUUAUUUUUACAGCGAAAGUAGGUAGCAUCACAGAAAGAAAAAGCACAGAUUUCCAUUAGCACGUACUUUGUUUUUUUUUCUUUUUUUUUCUUUUACUGAUUUGGUUAUUUGCCAUUUCUGGGGAUUAAACUUUAAAAAAUGUUCUUCUUUUCUGUAUCUGAUGUUCUGUGUGCUAUUAGUGAUGCAGCCAACACGAACGGUUGUCAUGUGUAAAACAACUUUCGAUCACCGCGAAAACACCGUCCUGGGAAAGCGUCCAUGCUUGAUAUCGUUUGGUUCAUGAACAUUAAGUUUCCAGUACAGGUAAAAUCCCAGAUGAAGCCAAAGCCCUUUCUUUAUUGGCACCUGCUCCUACUAUGACGAGCCUGAUGCCUGGUGCAGGGUUGCUCCCUAUACCUACACCAACCCCUUUGACUACACUUGGUGUCUCACUCGGCACUUUGGGGGCUAUACCAGCAGCAGCACUGGAUCCUAACAUUACAGCGCUGGGAGAAAUACCACAGCCACCAAUUAUGGGGAAUGUGGACCCAUCCAAAAUUGAUGAAAUCAGGAGAACAGUCUAUGUUGGAAACUUGAAUUCACAGACUACAACAGCAGAUCAGCUGCUUGAAUUCUUUAAGCAAGUUGGAGAAGUCAAAUUUGUGCGAAUGGCAGGUGAUGAGACACAGCCAACACGAUUUGCUUUCGUGGAGUUUGCAGACCAAAAUUCUGUUCCUCGAGCUCUUGCCUUUAAUGGAGUUAUGUUUGGAGACAGGCCAUUGAAAAUAAAUCACUCCAAUAAUGCCAUAGUGAAGCCUCCUGAAAUGACACCACAAGCUGCUGCCAAGGAACUUGAAGAAGUGAUGAAGAGAGUAAGGGAAGCCCAGUCUUUCAUAUCUGCUGCUAUUGAGCCAGAGUCUGGAAAGAGCAGUGAAAGAAAAGGCGGUCGAUCUCGUUCCCAUUCUCGUUCAGAAUCCAGGUCUAGUUCAAAAUCCCGAUCUAGAAGGAAAAGAUCACACUCAAAGCACAGAAGUAGAUCUGGCAAUAGAUCACUGUCAAGACACAAGGACAGACGGAGAUCCAGAAGUCCCCUGAAAAAACGGUCUAGAUCUAGAGAAAGGCGGAAAUCAAGAAGUCGUUCUCCUUCUCGGGACAAGAAAAGAGACAAAGAAAAGGUCAAGGAGAAAGAAAAGGCCAAAGAAAAGGAGAAAGAAAGAGACCGAGACAAGGAGAAAGAGAGAGACCGAGACAGAGAGAAAGAAAGAGAGCGAGAUAAAGAGAGAAACAGGGAUAAGGACAAGGAGAAGGACAGAGACAGAGAAAAAGAGAGAAACAAAGAUCGAGAGAGAGUCAGAGAUAAGGAUAGGGAUAGAGACCGGGAAAAGGAGAAGGACAAAGAUAAGGACAGGGACAAGGAAAGGGAAAAGGACAAAGAUAGGGACAAGGAAAAAGAUAGGGAAGAGGUAGACCAGAACAAAGAAAAAGAAGGAGAUGCUGAGAAAGAGGGGGAGAAGGACAGAGAGAAGGUGAAGGACAAAGAGGGAGAUAAGGACAAAGGAGGGGACAAAGAGAAGGACAGAGACAAGGAAAAGGAAAAAGAUGGGGAGAAGGAGCGAGAAAGAGAAAAAGAAAGAGAUGAUAAAAAGAAGAAAGAGAAGAGAUCCAAAACACCUCCAAGAAGCUAUAGCUCUUCAAGAAGAUCUCGUAGCUCCAGCAGAGAAAGGCGUAAAAGGAAGAGCAGAAGUCCCUCCAAGUCUCCUAAAACAUCCAAAACAACAAAAAGAAAGUCUUCACGAACUCCCUCUCCAAGAAGUAGGAACAAGAAGGAAAAAAAAAGAGAAAGGGAUACAAAUAAUGAAAGAAGAGAAAGAGAACGCUCCACCUCCAAGAAAAAAAGUAGCAAAGAAAAGGAGGGAAAGGAAAAAUCUGACAAAAGCACUGCUACUUUGAAGGACAAAGAUCACACUAAGGAGGAUCAGAAUGCUGAAACUGAAAAGGAAGUAGACAACAGAGACAUACAAAGGACAGAUGAAGUCAAACUACAACAGAAUGGGAACUGUCAACCAAAUGAAGAAAACCUCUCAGUUAAAAUGGAGGAGGUUUAAAGCAAAGAAUGGACCUCUGACUCAACUAAGGAGUGAAAUCCAAAGCUUUUUAUUUCCCAGAAUGAGGAAGAAAAUGUCAAAGCAAUCAACUUGAACAUGUUGAUAAUGUACUAGUAGCUCUUCCAAUUUUUGUGAUAGCUUUGUUGUCCUCUUGCUGUAAGCAAGAGAGCACGGACCAGUAGUUAUACCAUGAAAAGGCAGAUGCCAUCAGAACUAUUCAUCUCUGAAAAUUCAUGCAUUUCUGUGAUGGCUGUACUUAUUUGUAAAAUGAUUUACGUUAAGUUUUGCCAUAAGCUGUUACAAAUAAGUAGAAACUCAAUGAUGUAAACCUGUACUAUCCGAAAAAGCUGAAGAUAUGCAUUGAAGGUUGUUUAAAAUAUUGCUUGUUGAUGAAUUUUGUAUUGUUUUACCUUGUGGGUUAAAAAAGAAUCCACAAAAACUUCAACGUGUACUGUUUGAUGUGCUUGGAAAUGGUGCAUAAAUAUACACACUUUCUUUUGUUGUAAAUGACAACUAUAGAAAAAGGGUUUUUAAACAUAAACAGUUUUACAGUUCUUAUGUUAAAUGCCCACUGACUAGUACAUUUUUCAUUUGCUCACUGCUUGAGAUUUUUGGGUAUUAUUAUUUAAAAUAAUUUCUUACUAAUAUCCCUAAAAUGAGUAUUUCUUUUAAAGUAUUUGAACAAUGCAUGCUACUUUUCUGAUCCUAAAAGGAACAUUGCCAUGUUAUAGAUGAUAGGUUAGCUUUACUGGGUUAUUUUGGGGUUGUUUUAUUUUGUUGUUUUCUUUUGUCCUUCCAGAAGUGAGCACAUCUGUAUGAUAUUAUCAGAACUUACAGCUUUGUUUUGAGCCGUAGUGCAGUGUGUCUGUUCAGCUGCAAAUAGUACAGGUGCCAUUAUGAAAGUAAAUUUUCUCAUUUGUUUAAAAAAAAAAUAUGGGAGCACAAGCAGAAGCUUUAGUGCCUUCUUAAAAUGUGGUAUUUUCUAGAAAUGUAUAUGUGCUAUUACUCAUCUUCAGCUAAAUCUUACAUGAUCUCUAUUGCUAUUUUGCCACCACCAUACUGUAGAUAAGAAUGCAAGUGGUAUGUCAGAACAGUUGUUUGAUUCACUUGUCAAAAUACUGAAGCUCCAUUUUUGCUUUUAUUUUUUAGAAGAGAUUUAUAGAUGAAAGCAAAAAUGCAUUUUGGGGACCACCACUGUACAAAAGUAGUAGCUGAAUAAAAAGCAUUCUCUUAUCACCUACAUCAAAGACAGCCCUUUAAACACUUAAUCUACAUUUGGAUGGCCUUAAUUGUUAACCUCUCCAUCAUUUUCUCUUAUACCUGUUGGGUGAUACAAAAGGAAUUGUAUGCAAAGCUUCGGGGGGAGAAAUAGUUUGGAAAAAAUGAUCUAAUUUACACAGGAGUUAUAUGGUAGAGAUUUUUUUUCAUUCUUUGGGGAGAAAACGUUAGAAGAGAAUGUCACAAAGCAAAUAUUUUGUCAAGUAAAAACAUGGCUUGUGUUCUCUGAAUGAAUUCCAUUAGUUUCAUCGUUGUGACAUUUCUUAAGAGUCAUACCUUUAAAACUUACUUAUACCUAAAAUCAAGUAGAUUAUUUUUAAUACAACUUAAUACAAUCAAAUGACUUAAUUGCCUUACCUCAUGGGAAGAGUUGUGUCUGCCAGUUUAAAAAAACUGAAUAGCAUAUUAGUUACUUGCUUUCAAUUUGAUUUUUUUUUUUUCCCCUUUGCAUAGUUAAUUCUUAUAAAAAUGUAAACAUAUUACAGGGAAUGAAAAAUUGCCCAGUUCAUAAGGUAAUGAAACCCAGUUUGAUUGUGAAGCUGCUUAAUCACUCUUCAUUUUUGAUUGGAUUUAAUGUUUCUUGCCACUGUGUACAUUUAAGACUAUAGAAAAUGCUUUACCAUGUAAAGUAUAGACAGUCAUUUUUGUGAUGUUUAAGCCACAUGCUGUUGGCUGGUAAACAGCUUAUUCUGAUAAAAGAAUGACAAAUCUGUAUGCUUAUAGAAAGACUGUGAAGGAUUGUGUCUUGCAACAACAGCUGUCUUAUUUAUGAUGUGUAAGUAGCAUAGAGCAAAGAGAUUGUUUGUAUACUUGUUAUCUUUGGUACCAUUUCACUAAUAAAAUUAAGUAUUUUAGAGGGAA